Messenger RNA from Helianthus annuus (common sunflower), 1638 nucleotides. RefSeq names its product probable ubiquitin-conjugating enzyme E2 25. The record is from RefSeq and is a predicted model, not a curated record. NCBI's taxonomy places the organism in Eukaryota, Viridiplantae, Streptophyta, Magnoliopsida, Asterales, Asteraceae. Bases 688 to 1638 code for a protein of 316 amino acids. Gene Ontology annotation, molecular function: ubiquitin conjugating enzyme activity. The transcript has 5 exons.
CCAUUUAUGCCAAUAUGAUGAUGAUGUUUUGUUUGCAAAUAAAUAAUGUUUUUUUCAUUUCAAUGGUAAAAAUCAGUUCUACAACAUACACACAAUGCCUGUGCUUGUAGAUAUGUCUUACUUUAUUUCAUCACAGGUCUUAACAACUGAUGCUGAAGGCCUCGACGAGGAGUCAGUGGUGGACAACACGUGUAGGGUAUUAUUAUCUUUCUGUUUUUACGGCCAUGCUUCAACAUUACUUUAACUAUCCGAUGAUUCUAUGGUCUUCUGUUUCUUGUAGGCUGUCAUUGAUUACAUCUACCCUUCCAUCACACAGCUGCGAUAUUAUGAAGACUCUGAGAUGCCUUACGAAAGGAAGGUAUGCCGUCUAAAUCCUCUGGAAGACUGGCUACAUUGCGAUCGGUUUCUGGCAUUUUGCAAAAAGUAUAGAUCAAAGUUUGAUUAUUUCAUGGAGAAGUAUUCAAGAGUUGGUGUUUUUGAUAAAGAAGAUGUGUUACCGCAUCCUAGUGAUAAAACUUCCCAAAUUGCCGGGGUUGAUGAUGAUGAUGUUCUCGAUAGGUAUAAACACUUCAAGGGGUUUGAGAUCAUCAACAGACCUCCACUAGAUAAUCUUUUUUCUGGUUCUAAGUAUUGCGAGAAGGAGGAGGUAAGCAGUGGCGGGCUCAGAAAUUAUUUGUUGGGGUGCGGAUGAGUGUUCAAGCAUAUUUUCAUGGGGUGCGGUCGGGUUUUUUGCCUAAAAAAUAUACUAAUUUUUUUUUUUCAAGGGGUGCGCCCGCCCACCCUGGGCUUCACCUAGGUCCGCCCAUGGAGAUAGUGCUGGCUAUGGCUAGUGGCAUAACACGCGAGUUGCUGAAUUUAGAAAAACAGUUGCAAAAUCCGGAUUCAAUAUUUGUGAGGGCCUAUAAAUCGAAGAUAGAUGUUUUAACGGCUGUAAUCAUUGGACAAAAGGGGACUCCGUAUCAUGAUGGGCUCUUCUUUAUUGAUGUUAUUUUCAGAGCAUGUUUUCCUCAACAGGCGCCUCUUUUCUGCCUUCGCUCUUUUGGUUAUGCUAUCAAUCCACAUAUGUUCAAAUGCGGUGAAGUUCGCUUACACCUUAGCCACCAAUGGACCUUACCGUCUGGAAGUAUCUGGGAGCCUUUUCAAACGACCGUGUACGACGUUCUGGUUGCCAUACGGGAUCAAGUUUUGAACGCUGACCCUUUGUUCCACCAACCUGGAUUUGUAGAGUGUGGAGCCUCUGUGGUCUCAGAAUACUUUUCUUUUCUCUACAACGAGAACGUCCUGAUAAAGUCGCUCAAAAUAAUGACGUGUAUCAUGAAUAAACCUCCCAAGAACUUUGAGGCUUUUGUAAUUGGGCAUUUUCGAAAUCGUGCGAAAGAUAUUAUGAAGGAGUGUAUAGCUUAUGUAAACGGCCUGAAAGCCGGAAAUGGGGAGGGUAACAACAGUUGCUGCUACUCACAUGAGUUCCGGGAAGAUGUUGCUUCAUGUAUCCCGGAACUUAACAACUCUUUUAACAAAAUCAGAGCAACUUUUGAUGACGUUGUCCGUUCUUUAACGCUAGAUCCAAUGUAUUUGUGCUUAUGUAGACGGCCUGUAAUCUCUUUCUCACCCUCUCUCCCUAUCUACCUUUAUUCAUGA